GCGUUGCAUCAAGGACAAGCGCAGUCUGUCGCAGCUGUUGCAGCGCGCUAAAGACGCCGUCAUUCAUGACGCAGCCAGGAAUGUCAACGCGGCCGCAGCUGGAGCCGCCGGUUCUUCGUUCGUUUCCGGAGCCGCGCAAGCGUCAUCCUUCCACCAUGCCGCUUCGGGAUCGCCGCAUGUCGCGGGUGGGUUCGCCGGAUCGUCUUCAGCCCUUCACGCUGCUGCCGCGGCGCUCAACCCCUUGAGGUGCUGCCGGGGCACGGGGGAGGGCAAGCAGGAAGGGCAGCAGGGAGGGCAGCAGGGACAGCAGGGAGGGGGUAAUAGUGGUGAGGAGGUGGGCAGGAGAGGAGCAUGGUGCAGAUCGCAAGUGGGGCUUCAGCCCGGGUCGUUGCUCGCCCAAGCACUCAAGCUCUCUCACCAGCCUUCCUUCGCAGCCUCGGGGGAGGUGACGGACCGCUUCUCCUCCUUCAGCGAUACGCAGUUCGCCUCUGCUGCUGAAAUCGGUGCCACCUCAUCCACGGCUGCUGCUGGCAUGAUGGCGGCGGCUGCAUCGUCAGAGGAGGUGUUGCGCGAGUACAAGCAGGAGCUGCAGGAGUUCGGCGAGGGGCUCAAGAAGGAGACGGAGGAGCUGGUGGAAACCACCGCCACCACCGUCAGCGACCUGCCUUCCUCACUCGAGUCCGGCGCCCAAGCGGCUCAGCCUGUUCCCUUGUCAUUGUUCCGUCCACGGCUGCAUCCCUCCCUCCCUCCCUCCUUCCCUCUCUCCCUCCUCCCUCCUCCCUCCCUCCCUCCCUCCCUCCCUCCCUCCUCCCUCCCUCCCUCCCUCCCUCCUUCCCUCCCUCCCUCCCUCCUUCCCUCCCUCCCUCCCUCCCUCCCUCCUUCCCUCCCUCCCUCCCUCCCUCCCUCCUUCCCCCCCUCCCUCCUUCCCUCCCUCCCUCCCUCCCUCCUUCCCUCCCUCCCUCCCUCCUUCCCUCCCUCCCUCCCUCCCUCCCUCCUUCCCUCCCUCCCUCCCUCCUUCCUCCUCCCUCCUCCUCCCUCCUUCCCUCCUCAGGCGCUCCCUCCUCCCUCCCUCCCUCCUCCCUCCCUCCCCUCCCUCCUCCCUCCUCCUCCCUCCCUCCCUCCCUCCCUCCCCUCCAUCCCUCCCUCCCUCCCUCCCUCCCUCCCUCCUCCCCCUCCCUCCCUCCCUCCCUCCCUCCCUCCCUCCCUCCCUCCCCUCCCUCCCUCCCUCCCUCCCUCCCUCCCUCCCUCCCGCCCGCCCGCCCUCCCUUCCCUCGCUUCCUGGCUAUCUCCUUCUUCCUUCCUCUCUCCCUCCCUCCCUCCUUCCUUUCUUCCUUCCCUCCUCUUCCCAUCCCUCCUCCUUCCCUCAUCGUUCUCCCCCUCCCGUUUUUCCAUCCUCAUUGACCCCCUAUUUCCCUCCUCCCCUUCCCUCGUGUUUAUUACGUGCAUCCCUCCUCAAUGCCUUAUAGAGGACACGUGGCAGCAAUCCUAUGGAAGAGAGAGACAGUGUGGAGUAAAGUCCACCCAUGUCCUCCAUCUCUCUUGCCUUAACACCAACAACCCGCUCGCCUCUUCACAGUCCCUCUCACCGUCUGCCGCCUGCCUCGCACCACCCCCUUGCCGCUCAAUCACUCCCACCCCCCUCUCUCUCAUUGUGCGGAGCAGCACAACGGAGAUCCUGGCAUCAGUGAAGGAGGCAGUGGCGAUGGUGGAGGAGGAGGUGGCUGCCAACGCUGCUGGCGCCCGCCCCCGCGCGCCUUCCGCUGCUGCUGGGCUCGCCUCCGCCAUCCCCAGAGGCGCCAUGCAGAGGGACAGCAGCACGUACUGUGACGAGCCAGAGGACACAGAUGACUUUGCCAAGUGGGUCGAAUCUUUCGACCUCAAAAACAGGGAGGCGGACGUGGAGGCAGUGCUUAAGGACAAUGCAUUCAUGCAGGAGCUGCAGUCACGCAUUGUGCCGUUGAUCGUGGAGCGCGAGACCUUCUGGACGCGCUACUUCUACCGCCUCUACCGCCUGCAACAGGCCGAGGACGCCCGCGCCGACCUUGUCAAGAGGGCGACAACAUCAGAGGAGGAGGACCUGAGCUGGGAUGUGGACGAUGAUGCAGAUGACGCUCAGAGCAGCCCUGCAGCCGCCCACCAUGGCGCUGCGGGGAUGGAGAAGCGGGCACAGAGGAUUGGGGAAGCAAAAGAUGCAGGAGCAGGGGAGGGCGAGAAGGAGAGAGAUGCAUCAAGUCCAGCUGCGACAUCGCCGCAACCAGAACCAAGUAAUCGCAGCAACAGCAGUGACAGCUCAGCAGGCAGUGAGUGGCAAGUUGUGUCUAAAGAUGAUGCUUCUAAGGAGGACGGAUUGAAGGCAUCACAACCCUCUGCUGCUGCUCUUACUACAGCAGCUGAGGCGGCUGCCGCUCCUGCUUCUGACGUGUCAGAACCUGCAGCUCUGGUCUCCCAGCCUGCUGCUGAGCCUACAGUUGCCAGCGGUUCAAAUACAACAAGUGCGGACGGCGAAGGGGCGAAGGAAGAAGGAAACGAGAAAAAGAAUGAGGCAGAGGCGAGGGGAGGGAAGGGCAAGAAGGAAGGUGGAGUUGAAGAGGAGGAUGAGGUAAGCCAGAGAUGA
Closterium sp. NIES-65 is the source of this 2614-nucleotide messenger RNA. The record is from the annotation of a GenBank genome assembly. NCBI's taxonomy places the organism in Eukaryota, Viridiplantae, Streptophyta, Zygnematophyceae, Desmidiales, Closteriaceae.